AUGGGAGAAGUGGCCGAAGUUCAAUAUUUCAGAUCAGAAAUAGCUCUGCUACAGUACUCGGAUGCCACCUUCAAACCCCCACUUUCUCCUCUGUUAAUACACAUUGAUUCUCCCACUCCCAAAGGCCAACCUUGUGCCUUUGAAUCUGAUCCCUCACCCAUUGCACAGAACCACCAGCAGAAUCAACAUCCAAAAGAUGCGUGGCUUCCUAUCACUGAAUCCAGAAAUGGGAAUGCUUACUAUGCAGCCUUCCAUAUUCUUAAUUCCAACAUUGGGUUUCAAGCUCUCAUGCUUCCUGUUGCCUUUGCCACUCUUGGUUGGGCAUGGGGUAUUGUAUGUUUAUCAGUAGCAUUUGUCUGGCAGCUCUACACCAUAUUUCUCCUUGUUCGACUUCAUGAAUCUGUCCCUGGAAUUCGUUACAGCAGAUACCUCUUCCUUGCCAUGACUGCCUUCGGUAAAGGGAUAGUAGGAAAGGUAGCAGCGCUGUUCCCUGUUAUGUACCUUUCAGGAGGUACCUGCGUCAUGCUUAUCAUCACCGGUGGUGGGACCAUGAAGCUACUUUUUAAGACAAUUUGCGACAACGAUAAUGGGCACACGUGUAAUGCACUCUCACUGAGUGCUGUUGAGUGGUUCUUGGUGUUUACGGUUGUGGCCAUUCUCAUUGCUCAAUUGCCCAACCUUAACUCAUUGGCUGCUGUCUCUCUCGUCGGUGCCAUCACCUCCAUCUGUUAUUGCACCCUCUUUUGGGCUCUCUCUGUUAAGAAGGGUAGGCCCAAUGGUGUAUCCUACACUACAUCCCUACACGAAGACUCCACUGUGGCUAAGUUCACUGACAUUCUGAAUGCCAUUGGAAUCAUUGUGCUAGCAUUCAGAGGUCACAAUGUUUUGCUCGAGAUACAGGGGACACUGCCUUCAAAUUUCAAAGAAACAUCCGAAAAACCAAUGCGCAAAGGAGUGAACGUUUCAUAUGUACUCAUUGCCAUGUGCAUGUUUCCCCUUGCAAUUGCCGGAUUUUGGGCUUAUGGAAACCAGAUACCUUCAAAAGGGUUGUUAACUGCGUUCCCACAAUUCCACAGGAGACAAGUAACAAAAUUCUCAAUGGGUGCAAUGUAUCUUAUGGUAAUACUACAUUGUUUGAGUAGCUUCCAAAUCUAUGCCAUGCCCGUUUUUGAUAACAUGGAGAUAAGAUACACGAGUAUAAAGAAUCAGAAAUGUCCACUAUGGGUAAGAACAUGCUUUCGCCUAUUCUUUGGUGGGUUCACAUUCUUUGUAGCGGUCACGUUCCCAUUCCUGCCAAGCCUAGCAGCCCUUCUUGGAGGCAUGACCCUGGUGCCGGUCACAUACGCAUACCCCUGUUUCAUGUGGUUAGCCAUCAAGAAACCUCGUACAAGGGGUGUGGUUUGGUGUUUCAACGUUGUACUCGGUUGCUUAGGAAUGCUUCUCAGCGCUCUUUUGGUAGUUGCGGCUAUACGGACUCUAGCUCUUAAAGGCCUAGAUGCUAACUUCUUCAAACCAUGA
Molecule: messenger RNA, 1518 nt
Organism: Gastrolobium bilobum
Lineage: Eukaryota; Viridiplantae; Streptophyta; Magnoliopsida; Fabales; Fabaceae
Product: lysine histidine transporter-like 8
Exons: 5
Coding region: 1-1518 (505 amino acids)
Cellular component (GO): plasma membrane
Source: RefSeq, a predicted model, not a curated record